Molecule: messenger RNA, 1801 nt
Organism: Rosa rugosa (rugosa rose)
Lineage: Eukaryota; Viridiplantae; Streptophyta; Magnoliopsida; Rosales; Rosaceae
Product: aspartokinase 1, chloroplastic-like
Exons: 13
Coding region: 9-1694 (561 amino acids)
Biological process (GO): amino acid biosynthetic process
Cellular component (GO): chloroplast stroma
Molecular function (GO): aspartate kinase activity
Source: RefSeq, a predicted model, not a curated record
CUUGAAAAAUGGAGGCUUCACUGCAUUUCCGCGGCGUUAGAUUUCCGAGACUCGCCGCACACUCGCCGCGCGUGCGACGGCUGUCCUCCGCCGUGGCCUCGCCGUCGCGGUCGUUGUAUGCGGCGGUGGAGAAUGCAUGUAAAGGCGGAGGCUUGAGAGCUGGGAGACGGGGGAAGAGAAUCGAAGCUGUGGCUGUGGUUGGGGAAGAAGAGAAAGGCGAUGAAACGGCGUCGUUUAGUUGCGUGAUGAAAUUCGGAGGGUCGUCGGUGGCGACGGCGGAGAGGAUAAGAGAGAUUGCUGAGCUGGUUGUGAGUUUUCCGGAGGAGAAGCCUGUGGUUGUGCUCUCUGCAAUGGGGAAGACCACUAAUAACCUCUUACUUGCUGGGGAGAAAGCUGUCAGUUGCGGGGUUUCGAAUGCUUCUGAAAUCGAAGAAUUGAGCUAUGUAAAACAACUGCAUCUCAAGACUGUUGAUGAACUUGGAGUUGAUCCUUCUGUUGUUUUGGGACACUUGCAAGAAUUGGAGCAACUUCUGAAGGGGAUAGCAAUGAUGAAAGAGUUGACUCUGCGCACAAGAGACUAUCUAGUUUCAUUUGGAGAGUGCAUGUCCACACGAAUCGUUGCAGCUUAUCUGAAUAAGAUUGGUGUUAAGGCGCGCCAGUAUGAUGCAUUUGACAUUGGUUUCAUAACAACAGAUGACUUCACCAAUGCUGAAAUUUUAGAGGGAACUUACCCAUCUGUUGCUAAAAGAUUAAAUGAUGAUUGGAUUAGUGAUCCUGCGAUUCCCAUUGUUACUGGCUUUCUCGGAAAGGCCUCAAAAUCUCGUGCAGUUACUACCCUAGGUAGGGGUGGUAGUGAUUUGACAGCCACAACCAUUGGUAAAGCCCUAGGCUUGCGAGAAGUCCAGGUGUGGAAGGAUGUUGAUGGUGUUUUGACCUGCGAUCCUAGUAUAUGUUCUAAUGCACAACCUGUUCCUUAUUUGACUUUCGAUGAGGCGGCUGAGCUUGCAUAUUUUGGUGCUCAGGUUCUACAUCCGCAAUCUAUGAGACCAGCUAGAGAUGGUGAUAUUCCUGUUAGGGUCAAGAACUCUUAUAACCCUAAAGCUCCUGGUACAAUCAUCACUAAAACAAGAGAUAUGAGCAAGGCUGUUCUAACCAGCAUAGUCCUGAAGCAAAAUAUCACUCUGUUGGAUAUUGUUAGCACACGCAUGCUUGGUCAAGUUGGUUUUCUUGCAAAGGUGUUUUCAACCUUUGAAGAUUUGGGCAUAUCUGUCGAUGUUGUUGCAACAAGUGAAGUUAGUUUAUCUUUGACGUUGGAUCCAUCAAAAUUCUGGAGUAGAGAACUAAUUCAGCAGGAACUUGACAAAAUGGAGGAAGAACUUGAAAAAAUUGCAUACGUAAAUCUUCUGCAGAAGAGAUCAAUCAUCUCGCUCAUAGGGAAUGUUCAGUAUUCUUCAUUGAUUCUAGAGAAGGCAUUUCAAGUUCUUCGAACGAAUCAAGUUAAUGUGCAGAUGAUCUCACAAGGGGCAUCUAAGGUAAACAUCUCAUUGAUAGUAAAUGACAGUGAAGCUGAAAUCUGCGUGAAUGCCCUUCACCAUGCCUUCUUUGAAAGCGGUGACCUGUCUGAAUUAGUACUAGAAGGCGGAUUCGGGAAUGGCGCAGCUUCACCAUUGCCGGUGGAAACAUCCAUGAUGUAAUCCAACAGUUCCUUUUAGAGCCAUAUAUGCCCGUUGGAAUUCCUCGAAAGCCUGUGAAUUCUACAUUUUUGUCAUAAAUGAACCGAAAUCUGAUCUUGAUCCUGACA